This is a messenger RNA of Enterobius vermicularis (human pinworm), 191 nucleotides long. The record is from the annotation of a GenBank genome assembly. Lineage: Eukaryota; Metazoa; Nematoda; Chromadorea; Rhabditida; Oxyuridae.
CAACAUCUCGCGCAGCACGAGAUAUGGCCAGAAAAACUAGUGAAUCAACUGAGACUGCGAGUACUCGAGGAGCACCCGGUGAUUGUAAGGAUGUUCUACAAACUUGUGCGACUGCGAAAUUGUACUGCUAUGAUCCGCUUUACCUGAACGUGAUGAGACAACAAUGCCGCAAUACCUGUGGAUUUUGCCCA